AUGCUGUUCCUGGCAUUUCUUUUGCAGCUUUUCCUGGGUUCAUGUUUCUCAGAGAAAGUUUGGGAUCCAACUGAUCCAAGAUGCGAAGAGCGAAGACAAGAGGUCAAACAAGCUUGGAAUGAUUAUUAUCUGGGACAAGCCUACAGUUGGAUAGACCGAUAUGGCAGUAGAAGUUUACCGGCUUUCAUAACCAGUUCUUACUAUGUCUACAUCAAUGCAUUUUCCAGUAUGCCAUUAAAGAUUCAGGUGCUACAGUGUACCCUGAUUAGAUUGCCUCACCUGAUAACUCAGUAUAUAGCUUUUCUAUUGAUUCUGAAUAAUGUUCUCUUUUAUUGCAGUCCUUCCAAAGUCCGAGUUCUGUAUAAAUCGAUGAUUGAAGGCGUUUUAAAGAAAGGCUGUGAUGAUUACGAAGCGAACAAGAAAUCUAGCUAUUAUAGAUGUUGGUCCAAAGAGUUCCUGUGUGCUGCGAAAGAAGUCGUCAGGAAAACCGUUGACAGUUAUAUCAUGAAGGAAGGCAAUCUUCAACGCAAUUGGUACAGCUGGUUUGAAGCACCAUGGGGCAAACAGCCCGAUGUUUUAGAACAGGAGAUUAACUGGGUUACGAAAAUGCGCUGGAAUCACCCCCGACUUCUCUACUGGGCCAAAACUGAUCUUGAACAACUUGGCAAAGAAAUGCUCGAUCGAGUCUUCUACUACGUUGAAAAGAACAAUAUCAAUAGUUUAGAACUGGUUUUUAAACACUAUAACUCCAGCGGCACGAUGGAUCUUAUGAAAGAACAGUGCGAAAGCAUGGACAGGGACGAUACCAAAAUGCAAUGUAAGUUAGCAGUAGUCUUUGAUAGGUUAGCAGAGUUGAUGAUAGAUCAUGAAAAUAUACCAUGGGAUCCCAGCCCUGACGGGGAAGAGGGGCCCCCUAGAGUCAGGGAGGAACUAUCUAUGUUGUAUCUUCUCCAGCCUAAAGUCUAUGAAAUCCUAAACAUUGCGUCCAACGCCAGAAAUAAGACCCUCUGUCACCGGUUAAUGACAAUGUUCCAAAGUGUCUAUGAUAAUGCCCUAAAUCAGGAUGGCAACAAAAUUAAGGACCAUUUCGGUGAAUUCGGCUCCAUUUCUGCAAGUAUGAAACUCGAAUGUACAGACACCUACAAAAAUGAUUUUGAGCAACUCACGUGCUACUUGGCUGAGACGUUUGUACGUAUGGAAAAACUAAGGAGUGUCUUAGGGCCAAAUUAUGACAACUGGCAGUCGAGUGAAUCGCAAAGCAUGCGAGCUGUUGUUCUAGUUUGGCUUUUAUUGGCACCUAAAGGCAAUUUCUAUGUCAAAGCCGAUGCACUUAAGACAGCUCAGACUGCGAAAGAGUUGCUGAAAAUCAUGUAUAACAAAAUCCGAGAAAAUGACCUCACCGGCCUUCAAGAUAUUGCCGAUUUAGUCCCCAACGAGAAUCAAAUGGGACUGACCAGUAGUGAUGAAUGUGCCCCCAGUUUUGAAAAAAUUAGUAGGAGCAUGGAAUGCGGUUUUAAGAUCCCCAAGGAGAACGUUGCAGUUUUUCUUGACCAGUACAGCAGCAGGGAUCGUAGAACAAAAAGUCUGGAUCUGAGCGUCGAUCAUAAAACCCGGUUAACCCAGUUUCAAAUUUCUAGCAUCAAAGGUGCAGUUGAAAAUACCAAGCUAGAGCUGCAAAGCUCGCUGGAAAAGUUCACUGGAGAGAUAAAGAAAUAUUUCAAGGCGUCAAUAGGCAGUCGUUUCGCACAUUUGCGUGAUUAUUUCACAAAGGUUGCCAAGUUUGACAAAGCAAUUGCCCGGGCAGAUACAAUUUUCAUAACCGGCAAAUUGGACGAAUUCAAAAAGACGGCAGCAGAACUUCAGAAAAAACUAGAAUAUGAUACUUCUAAGCUGCAAAUGGAGGGUACUAUAAUCGAAUCUAUUGAUGCUACUUUUAUGUGGUUAAAAGUCAUUGGUUCGGGUAUUUCGGCAAUAAUGGGGGUCAUGGGGGGAGACUUUGGCGGCUUCGCGGACACGGCUGAUCGUAUCGAUGCCGCCGCCAGGGCAACGCUCGAGGCAGUCAAGGGCGGUGCAAUUCGUGAGCAAAUAACAAUAGCCACAGACAAGUUCAGGAUAAUUGGAGAAGGAUUUCAGAAAAAUAGAGUUCACUUAGAAAAUACCAAGAAAAUCAUUGCUAAGCUCGAGGCGGAAGAAACUAGUAGUGAUGAAUUUAAGAAAAUACAAAAAGAAUUUCUGACGAGCUAUAACGACUACACACCGCAGGUCUCAGAAGCUCAAAUAGCUGAGCUAGACGCUGCCUGGAACGCAGUAGUCGAUAAUUUGGAAACCUUAAUAGAUUCCGUGGAGACAAAAGAGGCCAUUGCUGGUGCAACGUACAUCUUCGUAGGAAAUCACCUUUUUAAACUCAAAAUCGCUGUACCUCAACUUGCGCAAACCCUUAGCAAUCGGUUUGAUUACCAAUUUGAAUUGAUGGACAGUUUGAUGGCAACGGUCCGGGCAUACACAUCAAUGCAAGCGGCAAAAGGUCUAGAGCAAGGCUUCGAGGGUUUGGAGGGACAGCAAGUGGAGUCCGCUGAAGCUCAGCUUGCCCUCGAACAAAUGGCUUUAUCCACAUAUGUAAUAUCUCACUUCCAUUUGCUUCUCAUCCUAUCUCAGUAUUGUAAUUAUGUGACCUAUGUCAACGCGGGGAUAGAGUCCUAUCAAUGCACUAACGCCUUAAGUACAAUGGAUAUCAACCAUAUUGACGAGGAAAUAGAUAAAAAUCGAUACUCGCACGCUGACGAAGUCUAAAUGUUAUCGAUUUUGACGAUUUCAUCGAAUUUUUUGAUCGAUAUAAAAUCAAUUGAAAUUUAGUAUUUGUUUGUUGGUUAAUGUUUUCUUAACUGUGUCCGUUGAGGCAGUGUUUGGUCGUGACCCUUUUAAAUUUAAAUUUAGAGCUCGAGGGCGCUAGCAAAGUCGCCAGUGCUGUAGUAACAUGACGUCCUAACUGACCGCUGACCGGCGGUAGCGGGAGAGAAUUGUGCUAGCUGUAGGAAUCGACCGUAUUAAAGCAUGUUGCGUUAAUGUCUGUUGUCUUGGUACCUUUCCGGACACAACAAGUGCCUGUGCAAUGCCAUGAGAAGCACUGCACGAGAGAUUACGAGACUGCGUCAUGUCAGUGAUUUAUUUCGAGGCGUAGCCCAGUUGACUACCGCCCGUAUGCAAUAUAUACUUUGGUUCAAAUAUCUUCGACGAAGAGGAACUGACCAGUAGGGGUUGAAUUCUACAAUAAAGAAGAGAAGUCGCUCAUCAGUAACUUAACUUUGUGAAUGUAAAUAACAGUUGCGUGAUGAGAAUUAUAAAACUAUAACUAGUAACAUAACCGGCAGAUAUGAUAUAAAGACUAAUUUCUCAGUAGUCAAUGUAACCGUGUAACGGUUAAGAAUUCUUAACAGAUGUGCGACAUUGACAUUUGAAAAUGUUCUUGCUGACUCGGCACAAAGGCCGGAGUAAAUUAUACCCCAUUGUAUCUGGGCAAGUGUUUAGGAGCAUAUUUAGUACUGUUCAAUUCUCGAAGAAAGUAUGCAUGAUCGCGUUCUGAUCUGUGACAAAUUCCACGGAAAAGCUCAUUCCUCGUAACCACAAUGCGAUAGACCAACUUAUAGUUUCAAUUCUCUCGGAUGAUUUUCUUUGCAAGUGAUCUUUAAGUUCUAUGAAAGAUUUGGUUCCAGGGCAAAACCGUCGGAGCAAGGUAGCGGUCCCAUUUCAUCUACUGUGCCCCGACGCUGUUUCUCCACGCCUUUUGUCUGGUGCUUCUUAGUACUGGUCCUAAGGAAGUACCCAGAGCUCGUUUGCAGCCUCCUCUUGAACACACUUUAGGAAUCUUUGACGGUAGGAAUAUUCCUUUAGUUUCAUCAUUAACGACUACCUGCGAGAUCCUGGACGCUUUGAUGGAGAGCGAUUGACUGCACAACGGCACCCAACGCAUGCUGGUGUUGCUCUAAAGAAGCAUCGUGGAGUUCAUUCCACAGUUCGUCUCCCCUCUUUCUUUCAUCGGGAAACAAGAUUGCUAAAUUUGAGCUUAAACUUGCCAAUGAUUCGUGAUCACCAAUCGAGGAUUUUGCCGAUAGCGUUUCUUCUCCAGGUUUCCACUUUUUCCCUCGAGUAGCAAAACUAUACAGGUUGGCACAAUGCAACGUCUUGAAAAUAUAAACUUCUGUAGAUGAUCCAAGUUCUUUCUAGUAAUUAAAAUCGACCGGAUUGUUAAGCUUAUAUUUAUUCAUCUACAAAACCUUUCUACUCGUUUUUGCCUCUUCUAUAAAGUUCUUACGAAAUGACUUCCGGCGAGUCGGUUCUUCCACCACCUUAGUCGUCACGACUCAGUCCGGGGAUCCGUUUCGCUUUCGCAAACUGUUAGCGAAAAUAAUUUUUCACUUUCUUAGUCUGCGAGCAGGCUCACGUUGGAGCACACGUUGGAGCAAUCAUGCUAGCAUGAGCGAAAAUGAAUCCUGACAUAAUUACCAUGGCUGGGUGUAAAUAAUGCAUUAAGCUGUUUAUCUGUUUCGGUUUGUAAUAUCGUGUAUCUUGAAAACUGAUACUUUCCUUGCACAUUUUCGGCGGCGGCUUUUUAACAGUGCUGACAUCCGAAUUUGAAGAAGAAAAACAACUGCCAAGUUCCAAUCUGUGCUCCGUGUGUCUUUUGAUUCAACCCUGCAGCAGUAACCGCUAGAAAUUCCCCUCUGUGACAGUUCCGGUGAGACUUGGUUGUUCCCCAGGUUGUUUAACAAA
Messenger RNA from Orbicella faveolata, 4767 nucleotides. RefSeq lists its product as uncharacterized. Lineage: Eukaryota; Metazoa; Cnidaria; Anthozoa; Scleractinia; Merulinidae. The record is from RefSeq and is a predicted model, not a curated record.